Messenger RNA from Anolis carolinensis (green anole), 3082 nucleotides. RefSeq names its product TNF superfamily member 8 (gene tnfsf8). The transcript has 4 exons. Gene Ontology annotation, cellular component: membrane. Bases 1431 to 2180 code for a protein of 249 amino acids. Gene Ontology annotation, biological process: immune response; CD8-positive, alpha-beta T cell differentiation. Gene Ontology annotation, molecular function: tumor necrosis factor receptor binding. Lineage: Eukaryota; Metazoa; Chordata; Lepidosauria; Squamata; Anolidae. The record is from RefSeq and is a predicted model, not a curated record.
UGCACAAGCCUCAUCUUUGUGAACCCUGCACAAGCCUCAUCUUCGUGGAACCCUGCACAAGCCUCGUCUUUGUAGAACCCUGCACAAGCCUCAUCUUCGUGAACCCUGCACAAGUCUCAUCUUCGUGGAACCCUGCACAAGCCUCAUCUUCGUGGAACCCUGCACAAGCCUCGUCUUUGUAGAACCCUGCACAAGCCUCAUCUUCGUGAACCCUGCACAAGUCUCAUCUUCGUGGGACCCUGCACAAGCUUCAUCUUCGUGGAACCCUGCACAAGCCUCGUCUUUGUGGAACUCUGCACAAGCCUCAUCUUCGGGGGACCCUGCAUAAGCCUCGUCUUCGCGAACUCUGCACAAACCUCAUCUUUGUGGAACCCUGCACAAGCCUUGUCUUCAUGAACCCUACACAAGCCUCAUCUUCGUGAAACCCUGCACAAGCCUCAUCUUUGUGAACCCUGAACAAGCCUCUUCUUUGGGGGACCCUGCACAAGUCUCAUCUUCGUGGAACCCUGCACAAGCCUCAUCUUCGUGGAACCCUAAACAAGCCUCAUCUUUGUGGGACCCUGCACAAGCCUCAUCUUUGUAGAACCCUGCACAAGCCUCAUCUUUGUGGAACCCUGAGCGAGCCUCAUCUUCGUGGAACCCUGAACAAGCCUCAUCUUUGUGGAACCCUGCACAAGCCUCGUCUUUGUGGAACUCUGCACAAGCCUCAUCUUCGGGGGACCCUGCAUAAGCCUCGUCUUCGCGAACUCUGCACAAACCUCAUCUUUGUGGAACCCUGCACAAGCCUUGUCUUCAUGAACCCUACACAAGCCUCAUCUUCGUGAAACCCUGCACAAGCCUCAUCUUUGUGAACCCUGAACAAGCCUCUUCUUUGGGGGACCCUGCACAAGUCUCAUCUUCGUGGAACCCUGCACAAGCCUCAUCUUCGUGGAACCCUAAACAAGCCUCAUCUUUGUGGGACCCUGCACAAGCCUCAUCUUUGUAGAACCCUGCACAAGCCUCAUCUUUGUGGAACCCUGAGCGAGCCUCAUCUUCGUGGAACCCUGAACAAGCCUCAUCUUUGUGGAACCCUGAACGAGCCUCAUCUUCGUGGAACCCUGAACAAGCCUUAUCUUCGUGGAACCCUGCACAAGCCUCAUCUUUGUGGAACCCUGAACAAGCCUCAUCUUCGUGGAAUCCUGCACAAGCCUCAUCUUGGUGGAACCCUGAACAAGCCUCAUCUUUGUGAACCCUGCACAAGUCUCAUCUUGGUGGAACCCUUUGUGAAAAGUAGAUAAGACCCCUUCUCUUGCGUCCUCAUAUCUCCUGUUUCUUCUCCUUCUCCUACUUUUUCUUCAUGCAACAAGGGAUGAAGAUAUUUUUUUGAGUCGAGAUGUGGGUGAACUCCCUCAAGAGCACAGAUGCAAGACCGAACGUGAUCAGAGGAUGUUAUGGAGCGAUACCCUGAGGAUUUUGUAAAUCCAGAGAAGACAUCUUCCUUCAGAGUGAACUGUCCCCAGGAAGUGGCCAAAGAUAUGACUGAACAUAGUGUCACCAGGCAGUUCAAUCCCACCAUCCAAGGAUACCUCUGCUUUGCCACAGUUUCACUCACUCUGUGUCUUCUUGCAACGUUGGGGAUUAUUGUGGUCUUAGUGCUUCAACGGACGGGAUCGACAGCCCAAUGUGAUGGACAUCCAAGAGCAGAAAUGCAAGAAGACAUCUCCAAGACUAUGGCAUCCGAGAAAGCAGUUGCAUAUCUUCAAGCUCUUCCAGUCAACCAGACACGACUGAAGUGGCAUAAAGAAGGGAUUCUCUACAACUUCCACUAUGACGAUGGAAAUCUGGUGGUCCAGAAACCCGGCCUCUAUUUCAUAUUUUGCCAUUUGCAAUUUUCCUUUCCCACGUGUGGAAGCAGCGCGGAGGACCUCACGCUGAGCCUGAGUGUGAACGGAAACAUCAUGAAGGAAACCGUUCUCACGUUGUGCAGUUCCCAUAAGACGUCCGAAAGAAUCAGCCAUGACAUCUCCUCGGCGCUUUUGGUAGAAAUGAACAUCGGAGAUCGGUUCGGAGUGGAUGUCAACUUGUUCCGAUACUUGCAUACAGACACCCUCCCUUCAAGCAAUGUUCUAGGUGCUUUCAAGUACCUUGGGGGAGACUGGAAAUGCCCUUUCCUUGGGACGAUAGCUGGACAAUGUCUUUAAUUAACAUUAUGAGGAUCUGGCAUGCUAUUGGCAAAGUCCUAUCUGACCAAUGGUGAAGCAUGAAGAUCCUCAGCACAGCCCACAAUUGGACAAGAACAAUGGCUUCUUCCUUCUUUCCUUAGGCACAGACCGAAGAUCUUGCUGACCCAAAGAUCUGGGUGAGCUCCUGCCAUCAGCCUUGGCUUCUGCUUACAUAGCAGUUCAAAAACAGCAAUGUGAGUCGAUAAAUAGGUACCACUUUGGCGGGGAGGUAAAAGGCGCCCCUGAAAACAUGCCAGCAAUUUGGUUAGGAAGGUGUCCAAGGACAACAGCUUCCUCGGCGUGGAAGAAUGUCACAACAGCACCUCCCCGUGGCCAAGUCGAGCACAGCCUCCAGAUGCCGGAGAUGGAAAAUGAGGGAAGCCUUGUCAGAGCGGCUUGCUAGGCACACGCACAGCAGAAGUCGCUGACGAGGAAGCUCUGGAUAAAUAACGACACUGCAGUCUUCAGUUUUCUAUCAAAAGUUUACUUACGAAUGGAAUUCUCACAAGACGAUACACAGCUCUCACGCAGACACACACGGGAAGGGACAGAGAGAAAAAGAUAGGAAGUAGAGGACUAUUUAUCUCAUCCUCUGCUGUCUGAUGCAAUCCAAAUUUAACCCUUUACACACUGGCAUAGUAAGCAGCACACAGUGUAUGAUGCAAUCUCCAGCACACAUUGCACAACCAUGACUCAAUUACAUUUAAACAACUCUAUAUACAAUCAUUCCCACUUCAACAAGCCUUGCCUCUGUUUGUGCACUGUCUGUCUUUGUUGUCAAUUGUAUAAUUUCAUUGAAUGUUUGCCAUAUAUGUACCCUGUAAUCAACUCCGAGUCGCAUCGGAAUGGAAUAUGAAUAAAGUAUAUUAUUAUUAUUAUUA